GAGGCCGGGCAGGCCAUGGCCGACGCUGGGGCUGGGAGGGCCGGGGGCUCGCGCCGGGGCCGGGGACCGCGGAGGCCCCCGACCUGGGAGAUCUCGGACUCGGACGCCGAGGGUUCCGCCGGCGCGGAGGCCGCCGCGACCGUCCGGGACCCGGCGGAGGAGCGCAGGGCGGUGGCCAAGGCGCUGCGGCGGCUGCGACCCGAGCGGGCCGUGCGGCGCCUGGCGGUGCUCGUGGACCCAGCCAUCCUGGAAGAUGCUGCUGCCGACAUCCUGAUGGAGGCCUUGGACACCCUGGGCUGUGAGUACCGUGUGGAGCCUCAGCGCCCUGCCCGGAGCCUCAGGUGGAGCAGAGUGAAGCCAGAUCCUUGCCCUCCCGGUGUCUCACCAGCCCAGCACCCAGGAGAUGCAGCAGCCAGAGAAUCCAGUGGUGGCCCGUGCCAAGGUGGCAGUCGGCUGGCCCGAGGUGGAGGAGGUGAGGGCAGUCAGGUUGGGCCAGAUGGUUGGCCUGGGCCCUGGCCCUUGGGCUGCCCUCCGAGAAGCAGCAGGGGCCAGUUUGGCAUGAGGGUGGCACACGGGUGGUCUCAGCUGGAAGCCCACCAAGGGAACCCUCCUCUGACCCACGCCCACGGGCUCAUCCCUCCUCAGGCGCUGGUGCUCCUGCAGCUCUGGGCAAACGUGGAUGUGCUGCUGGUGGCCUCCUGGCAGGAACUGAGUCAGCACGUGUGCGCAUUCACCAAGGCCCUUGCCCAGCGCCCUUUCAAGUGGGUGACCCUCUCCUGGCUGCUGGCUGUGGCUGCGAGGCAUGGGAGUGCCGGGCGGGUGGCGCGGCCCUGGCCUCACAGAGCAAAAGGGGUCUCCAAGGGCUUUGCUGAGCUGGAGGCAGGGCACACAGGAGAGCAGAGCAGAGCCUUCAGGGGCCUCCCCGCACCCUCCCUCUUCCAGGCAGUCCCAGGAGCUGAGGGCCUUCUCCUUCUGCACCGCAGGGUGCUGGGCAGCAGGAGAGCAAGUGGCAAGAGGUGGCACAGGGCUGCGGGUGGCCUGGCGGCGGCAGAUCCAACAGUUCAACCGCGUCAGCCCAGCUGUGGCCGAUGCUGUCGUCACUGCCUUCCCCUCUCCCCGGCUUCUGCAACAGAGCCUGGAAACCUGGCCGGCGUCCGGCACAUCAUCCUUGUCCUCUCAGGAAAGGGGGGUGUCGGGAAAAGCACCAUCUCCACGGAGCUGGCCCUGGCCCUGCGCCACGCGGGCAAGAAGGUGGGGCUCCUCGACGUGGACCUGUGCGGCCCCAGCAUCCCCCGCAUGCUCCGGGUGCAGGGCAGGGCCGUGCAUCAGUGCGACGGGGGCUGGGUGCCGGUCUUCGUGGACCAGGAGCAGGGCAUCUCCCUCAUGUCGGUGGGCUUCCUGCUGGAGAAGCCGGACGAGGCCGUGGUGUGGAGAGGCCCCAAGAAGAACGCGCUGAUAAAGCAGUUUGUGUCUGACGUGGCCUGGGGGCCGCUGGACUACCUGGUUGUGGACACGCCCCCUGGGACCUCGGAUGAGCACAUGGCUGCUGUGGACGCCCUGCGCCCCUACGGCCCCCUGGGGGCCCUCGUGGUCACCACGCCCCAGGCUGUGUCCGUGGGGGACGUGAGGCGGGAGCUGACUUUCUGUAGGAAGGUAGGGCUGCGGGUCAUCGGGCUCGUGGAGAACAUGAGCGGCUUCGUCUGCCCACACUGCGCCGAGUGCACCCACGUCUUCUCCCGGGGAGGCGGCGAGGAGCUGGCCAGACACGCCGGAGUGCCCUUCCUGGGCUCCGUGCCCCUGGAUCCCGAGCUCGCCAGGAGCCUGGAGGAGGGCCGCGACUUGGCGCGCAGCUUCCCUGACAGCCCUGCCUUCCCCGCGCUCUCCUCCAUCGCGCAGAGGAUCCUCGACGAGACCCCCAUUGGGCUCCGCUGACCGAGGCGGCCACGCUGCUGGGCGCGCCUCCCAGGACACGUUUCUGAUGGCCCAGCGGUGGCUCAACUCUGAGCCGCGGACAGUGCGCCAUGGUUCUGCCCCAUCGGCCCGUGAGGCGCGGUGGAAAGCACGCGGCCCGACGGCCGAGGCCUGAGCUCCCGGCGGCGCGGGCCCAAGCACCUGGGGGGCUUCCGCCACCCUCAGCCAUCCUGGGGCCCCUCAGCCCCCAGGCCUGUCCUCAGGGUAGAGGAGGGGGCACCCCCCCAGGUGUCAGCUGUAUCUCAGAGGAGUCCCAAAUAAAGGCGCCCCGCCACCGCGGUGCCAUAUCUGA
This is a messenger RNA of Phacochoerus africanus (Common warthog), 2263 nucleotides long. It is a transcript of the gene EME2, whose product is annotated as essential meiotic structure-specific endonuclease subunit 2. The transcript has 9 exons. Gene Ontology annotation, cellular component: cytosol; Holliday junction resolvase complex; nucleus. Bases 16 to 1932 code for a protein of 638 amino acids. Gene Ontology annotation, biological process: double-strand break repair; replication fork processing; resolution of meiotic recombination intermediates. Gene Ontology annotation, molecular function: nuclease activity; ATP-dependent FeS chaperone activity; 4 iron, 4 sulfur cluster binding. Lineage: Eukaryota; Metazoa; Chordata; Mammalia; Artiodactyla; Suidae. The record is from RefSeq and is a predicted model, not a curated record.